Messenger RNA from Ilyonectria robusta, 528 nucleotides. RefSeq lists its product as uncharacterized. The record is from RefSeq and is a predicted model, not a curated record. NCBI's taxonomy places the organism in Eukaryota, Fungi, Ascomycota, Sordariomycetes, Hypocreales, Nectriaceae. Gene Ontology annotation, cellular component: fungal-type cell wall. Gene Ontology annotation, molecular function: structural constituent of cell wall. Gene Ontology annotation, biological process: fungal-type cell wall organization. The coding region runs from base 1 to 528 and encodes 175 amino acids. The transcript is spliced from 3 exons.
AUGAGAUUAAUUCAGGUUUUGGCUUCCGCCGCCGUCUUCUUGACUGCCCCCGUUCAGGGCUACUACCCCACCCCUGCCGGCAGCAUACACACCGAGGUUGUCACAGGGGUCGCCACACUGACCAAGACCGUCACCGACGACUAUGUCUACUGGUGUCCGGAGCCCACUGCCUUUAUUCACAGGAAUGCCACUUACACUGCUACCGGGUCCAUGUGGGUGACCAUCACCAACUGCCCUUGCACUGUCACUUACACCGAACCUGCCUACACCGCCUCGACAUACUCUCCCGAUUAUGUGACUAUCACCACCGGGGGAACGGUCAUCACCUUGACUAACCCUCCUACCAACGCUCCUAUCCCCCCGACUACCACCAUCGGCCACACCGUCCCUAUCCGGCCGACUAUUACCAAGCCUGUCGCGUCAGCCGCUACUCAGCCCUCUGCCGUUCCCACUGUGGGUGCUGCAAACAAGGUCGGCGCUGGCUUUGUCGCUCUGGCCAUCGCUGGAGUUGCUGUUCUGAUCAUGUAG